CACACACUUGCACACACAGAUACACAGAUUUGCGCAGGACUGCCAUACACACAACACUCUUCCUGGGAUAUGAACCCUCUCGUCCUCACCUGUCUCCUGUGCUUCGUAGUCUCCGGUGCUCUAGGUGCCCAGGGAUCUGAGGCAACAUUCUCCAUUGAACUAGCCAGAGUGACCGGGGGUCCGGCCUCUGGGGAGGGCCUCCAGAUUUCGCAGGGCGACGAUGACGAGCUGGAAUUAGACGAGGAAGUUUCAGGAGGAGACAGCGAAAAUGUCAGCCUUUCUGAAUUACACCCCAGUAAAGAUGAGAAGAAAAGGAAAGGCAAAGGCAAGAAGAAGAAUAGGCACAAGAGCAAAAGCACUACUCCUCUCAACCCCGAGCACGCGUUUCUCACCGGAUACACGUCGACUCUCAGCACCACAGAGGAUCCCUGCAACUCCACCCACCUGGGCUACUGCAUUCAUGGGAACUGCAAGUACAUAGAGGGCCUGCAGGAGCCCGUGUGUAUAUGUUUGAAGGGUUACGACGGAGAGCGCUGUGGGAUCCAAUCUCUGGAAACAAUUAAAAACCAGUCCGAUCAGAUCAACAAUACGGAGUUGGUGCAGACGGUCUUAGUGAUCAUCGCUGUGGUCCUGUCGGUCAUCAGCUGCACCGCCAUCCUGCUCAUGACCUGUGCUCAUUACAGGUCACAUAAAAACUUCCUGGCAUCCUACCUGGGAACUGGGACAGAGCAGGAGAAGCUACAGAAACCCAUCGGGGACGUUGUGGUGUGAGGGCGUCAAGUUACCAUGAGCCAGCUGCUCAAAGAUGAAGUGGACCAGUAGGACUCUGAGGCCCUGAGAAAGCAGUAGAGUGAAUAGAUGCUGUGUAAAAAACACCGUCCAGAUUUUGUUAGAAUGUAAUUUAUUUAGUGUGAUUAUUUAUUGCUAACGACUGUAUGAGUAUGUUUGUUUGUUGGACUAUUGCUAUGAUGUCUAUUAUGUGCGGCUCGGUUUUAUUUAUUGCACUGCUGUUGUUAUAGGUCAGAGAAACGCUCUUCAUCUCACUCUGGAAAAGGGAUGG
Molecule: messenger RNA, 1060 nt
Organism: Cottoperca gobio
Lineage: Eukaryota; Metazoa; Chordata; Actinopteri; Perciformes; Bovichtidae
Gene: areg
Product: amphiregulin
Exons: 6
Coding region: 70-771 (233 amino acids)
Biological process (GO): epidermal growth factor receptor signaling pathway; positive regulation of mitotic nuclear division; positive regulation of cell population proliferation
Molecular function (GO): growth factor activity; epidermal growth factor receptor binding
Source: RefSeq, a predicted model, not a curated record